AUGAGUAACCAUGCUUUAUUUAUCAAACUCGGCCGUGACACUAAUCCUGUUUACGCUACUAAUCUCAUAACUAAUUACAUUUCCUCUGGUUUUCCCAACUCUCUUAACAUUGCACACAAGGUGUUCGACCAAGUGCCUCACAAAGACACAACCUUAUGGACAACUCUCAUAUCAUCAUACACUCGCUCCAAUCAACCCCACAAAGCCCUUCAUCUCUUCUCCAACAUGAUCCAUCAGGCCCAUUCAAACCCGCAAGCCCGGCCCAAUCACUUUAUCUUCACAACUAUUGUCAGUGCCAUUGGUUCUGCUCCAAAACAUCUUGUUUUAGGACAAAAUUUACAUGCCCAUGUUGUAAAAUCUGGAUUCAUUACUGGGAAUAUCAUUGUUGAGACCGCGUUUUUAAACUUGUAUGCGAAAUGUGGGGUUCUUGAAUGUGCACGGAAGGUGUUCGAUGAAAUGUUUGAAAGAAAUUUGGUGACGUGGAACGCGGUGAUUUCUGGGUAUGUUCAGAAUGGAGAGGUGUGUGAAGGCUUGGAGUUGUUUUAUCGAAUGAAAUGUAGAGAAUUUUACGUGCCUGAUGAGUAUAGCGUUGCCACGGUUUUAUCGGGCUGUGGGUAUGUACAAGAUUUAAUUUUGGGGAUGCAAGUUCAUGGUUAUGCAAUUGUUAGUGGGUUUGAGUUAAGUUGUAGAAAUUCACUUGCUAACAUGUAUUUUUAUUGUAGUAGAGUUGAAUCGGCGGAGAAAGUAUUUGUUGGAUUAGAGAGGGAUCUUGUUUCCAAGCUUGUAAAGAUAAGGGGUUAUGUAUUUAAUCAUAUGUAUGAUGAAGCCGUGAUGUACAUUUUGUCGAUGGAGAAUGCUGUUGAGAUUUUACUUACGGAUCAUACUAUAUUCGUGCCUCUGUUAACUACUUGCGCUAAGAUGCAUUUGCUCGAUGCUGGGAAGCAAGUCCAUGGUCUCUUUAUCACUUUGGUGGAUUCAUGUAACACUGCUCAAGAGAGCAGAGCGAUUAUUGGUAGUGCACUCAUAGACAUGUACAGCAAGUGCUGUGAUAUUGGUAAAGCGCGAAAAGCUUUUGAAAGUUGGCUACCUGAACGACACAUUCCACUGUGGAAUUCUUUGUUAUCUGGUUAUAUUAAUAAUGGACUCAUCGAAGAUGCUAAGGCAUUCUUUGAGGAUAUGCCCGAGAAAACUAUUGUUUCUUGGACUAGCAUGAUGACAGGGUAUGUGCAAAAGGAUUUGCCCCAAGAAUGCUUAAAUUUAUUGGCUAAGAUGUAUUCUGGAGAAGAAGGAUCUAGGCUAGAAGGAAACUGCUUGACCUUUGUGGUGGCUCUUGAAGCAUGUUCCCAUCUAACAGAUUUGGACAAAGGAAAGCAAAUACAUGCGAAAAUUAUUAGAGCGUUACCGGAUGCAGAUGACAAUGUGGCUGUUGGUACAGCUUUAGUUGACAUGUAUUCAAAAUCGGGUAACUUGUGUUACACGCUACGACUUUUUGAUGCAAUGGAAGAGAAAAAUGUUGUUUCUUGGACUUCUGCAAUCCUGGGAUUUGCUGUUCAUGGAUUUGCCUUCCAAGCCCUUGAACUUUUUCAGCGUAUGGUAAACAUGGGAAUUAAGCCCAAUGAAGUGACAUUUAUUGCAGUAUUAACUGCUUGCCGUCAUUGUGGUUUAGUCGACGAGGGAAUGCAAUAUUUUACGCAACUGAGGGAGCGGUAUGGUUUGAUCCCCGAUGAAGAACACUAUACAUGUCUAAUUGAUUUAUUGGGACGUAACGGGAGGCUUGAGGAAGCAUGGCAUUUGGUGGAAGAAAUGGACGAGAAUCAUCUAAGUGAUAGGUGCUCUACUGGUGCUAUUUGGGCUGCACUUCUAGGGGCCUGUCAGUUGUAUGAAAACGUCGAAAUUGGAAAAAAGGUAGCUGAAAAGAUGAUGGAAAAGGAGAACCAGGUUUCCACUGCCUCUGUUGCGCUAUCUAAUGUUUAUGCGGCAGCUGGGAUGUGGAAUGAAGUGUACGGAGUGAGAGAGAGUUGGAGAAAAAAAGGUCAUGCUGAUGGAGAGCCUGGUCUUAGCCGCAUAUUCACACAACCUCGUUAA
Molecule: messenger RNA, 2085 nt
Organism: Lycium ferocissimum
Lineage: Eukaryota; Viridiplantae; Streptophyta; Magnoliopsida; Solanales; Solanaceae
Product: pentatricopeptide repeat-containing protein At1g31430-like
Exons: 1
Coding region: 1-2085 (694 amino acids)
Biological process (GO): RNA modification
Molecular function (GO): RNA binding; protein binding
Source: RefSeq, a predicted model, not a curated record